Molecule: messenger RNA, 2764 nt
Organism: Sinocyclocheilus grahami
Lineage: Eukaryota; Metazoa; Chordata; Actinopteri; Cypriniformes; Cyprinidae
Product: integrin alpha-L-like
Exons: 20
Coding region: 41-2728 (895 amino acids)
Biological process (GO): cell adhesion mediated by integrin; cell-matrix adhesion; integrin-mediated signaling pathway
Cellular component (GO): external side of plasma membrane; integrin complex
Molecular function (GO): integrin binding
Source: RefSeq, a predicted model, not a curated record
ACCUGGAUGUAAUAAAAGGAAAGAGCCUCUGCGUGAUAAAAUGCUCCUGUACUGGAGUCUUGAAAGAGGUCACAGCGAGACAAAGAGAUCUCCCAUAUUUCUCACACCACAUUCUCAAGACCAGAAAGAAUCCGUUAGAAAAGUCUCACAAGCGUCUCCUGACGUCUCAACAGUCUCUCUCGCUUCUCCAGCAUCUCUUUCAGAGGCCUUCAACAUCGACACCGAACAUCCACUGAGAUUUAACGGCACGCCAGAAGAUUUCUUUGGUUACAGCGUUUAUCAGACUGAGUUUGGAAACCAGAAACAGAUCAUUGUUGGAGCUCCAUUAGAAGGAAACUCAACAGGGGAGAUGUACAGCUGCUCUGCAGAUCUGCAGUCCUGCAAACGGCUGCAGCGGCCAGGUUCAGAGAGCGUCCGCUUCUUCGGCAUGUCUGCUGCUGUGUCGUCUGCUGCUCUCACUAGCUGCAGUCUGUAUUUUCCUCAUGAGUGUGAUGGAAACUCGUAUCUGAACGCUGUUUGCUACCAGUUCAGCAGCAGCUUACAGGCCGUCUCCAACUUCACCAUUGCUUACCAAGAAUGCACCAAGAGAGAAGUCAAUCUGGUGUUUCUCUUUGAUGGAUCCGCCAGUAUGAAAACACGCGAGUUUGACAUGAACAAAAACUUCAUUAAAGAUGUUAUGAAAAAACUUUCAAACUCAUCCAUAAAGUUUGCUGCUGUCCAGUUUUCAUCAGAAAUACGAACUGUAUUUGACUUCAACGAUUAUCAGAACGGCUCCGCUGAAGAGAAACUCAUGAAAGAGAAACACAUGAAAACUCUUACAAACACAUAUCGAGCAAUCAACUACGUUCUAAAUAAUCUGCUGAAUAGUGUGUCGUCUGGAGCCGAUCCCAACGCUCAGAAAGCUCUGGUGAUCAUCACAGAUGGAGACCCCUCUGAAUCUGAUGCUGAUAAUGUCCUCAACAGAUGUGAUGAGCAGAAUAUCCUCCGCUAUGUCAUCGGGGUGGGAAAGGUUAGUUUAACCACACUCAGUCAGCUGGCAUCAGAACCAAAACACAACAACACCUUCUACAUCCAAGACUACAGUGGACUCAAAGGACGUGUUGACAACCUGCAAGAAAAGAUCUACAAUAUUAAAGGGUCAAAGGAAGCUCACGGCAGAGACCGACAGAGAGAGUUAUCACAGAGUGGAUUCAGUGUCGUCUACCAGGAGGACUCUGUGAUCGUGGGUUCGGUCGGAUCAAAUGACUGGCGUGGAGCUCUGUAUGAAGUGACAGGAUCAGGAUCUGAAUUCAGACAGACGGAGAUCAUCGGUCCAGCUGUAAAUAAAGACUCGUACAUGGGUUACUCUACUGUGCUGGGAAUGAGACGCGGCGUCUCUCUUCUGUUCUCUGGGGCGCCGCGCGCCGAACACAGGGGUCUGGUGACCCUCUUCACCAAGAACCAAAACACAUGGACAGUGACAAGAAACAUCAGUGGAGAACAAAUUGGCUCAUAUUUCGGAGCGUCUCUGAGUCUGUUGGAUGUGGACUCUGAUGGAGACUCAGAUUUCCUGCUGGUCGGAGCUCCAUUAUUUUACCAGUCUCAGCCGAGGGCUGAAGGGAGGCUGUACGUCUACGCUUUAUCAGAGCAGUAUUUUCAGAAGACGCUGCAAUCCACCACUGGCAGAUUUGCAGCGUCUGUGGCUUCACUAAAGGACCUGAAUGGAGACAGUCUGUCAGAUGUGGCGGUCGGGGCGCCUCUGGAAAAUGAAGGAGUCAUCUACAUCUACCUGGGCCACAGGGCGCAUGGCAUAAACCCUGAACACACUCCUCAGCGGAUCCCAGCGCGGUCAGUUCUGCCCGGUCUGCAGCAGUUCGGAGUCUCUCUGUCCGGUCAGAUGGACAUGAACGAUGAUAAUCUGACAGAUAUCGUGAUCGGAGCACAAGGAGGGAUUGUCCUGCUCAAGGCUCGGCCUGUGAUAUCUGUAUUAGCGCAGCUCAGUUUCAGUCCAAAGGAAAUCAGUCUGAACUACUUUGAAUGUCCGAGUGACAACACAUUUAACGCACUUGAGCUCACGUCAUGUUUCACAGUGAACGAGCGCACCAGCAGCACAGGAUCUCUGGAGAAGAAGCUGAAUGUUUCUCUGAAUCUGAAUGUGGAUGUGGUACGAAAAAUGAGUCGAGGAUUCUUUGACCAGAGGAAUUCAUCGUCCAGGACUCUGCAGAUGUUCGUCCUGCUGGAUUCUGGGUUCUUCUGUUUCAGCUUCUCCAUCUUCAUGCUGCGCUGUGUUGCAGACACAGUCUCUCCUCUGAAGAUAAGAAUGAAUUUCUCACAAAAUGAUAUGUUGUCUGGAAACUCUAUGGCUGUUCUUGAUGUUCACAGCAGGAUGGAGGAGUAUGUCGAGGUGCCUUUUCAAAGGAACUGUAAUUCAAACAACAGCUGUGUGGCCGAUCUGAAGCUGAACUUCAGAUUUAUGAACGACACAUUAGUGGUGGUGAAUCAAGCUCAUUUCAGCAUCCUCGUAUCGCUGGCAAACCCAGGCGACGACUCCUUCAACACCAUCAUAGUGCUGCAUUACCCAGAAGGCCUCUCACUCUCAAAAUUUGAUACCAUUAAGACGAGUCGGACUCGAAGCAGCUGUGGUGAUCGGGACAGCGGUGCUACGAACAGAACAACCUGCAGCAUCAAUCUACCGGUGUACCGCAGCGGCACCACAGUAAGUAAUGACACAAUGACAGACAGACAAUAACAGACAGACAGAAACACACACACACACACACACACA